CUUAAGUCAGCUGAAUCUAAACAGCAAGGAUACGCGGGACCUCAGCAAAAACUAAACCGAAAUGGAAAAUCAAAGAACUAUUGUCAGCUGGGUACUUUGAUCUUAUCGUUUAAUGUAAUUUAGGAUCGAAUUUUUGACGUAAUUAAAGAUGGAAAGUGGAAGUGAUGUUGCGAGACUGAACGAGUACGCACAGAAAAAAAAAAGUUUAGGCCUACUUAAAUAUGAAGACCUUGGCUCUUUUGGCCCAGACCACAUUAAAACAUUCACCCAGAGGGUAGUCCUGAAUGAUAAGGUCUAUCCUGAGGGUGUAGGGAAGACAAAGAAGGAAGCCAAGAAUAAUGCUGCUAAAAAUGCCCUGAGAGACUUGGAGGAGGCCGCACGUCAGCCUUCAGUUGGGACAACUGCAGUUGAGAAUUACAACCCUACAUCAGCUCAACAAGAGAAGGAACUCAAUCAAAAUGAUUCUGAUAUCUGUAAUCAGACAAGAAGCCUGAGUGUUAACUCUCAGGACAACAGCUCUGAACAGAAUAAUUUCAUUGGAUUAGUUAACCACUACUGUCAGAAAAAAAACCGCUGCCAUACAUUCAUUGAAGACAGAAGAUGGGGACCAGCUCAUGAGCCUCAAUUUUUCUACAGAUUAAUCAUUGACAACAAGGAGUAUCCUGUGGCUAAAGGAAAGAAUGCCAAGGAAGCCAAACAAAAUGCAGCCCGUCAUGCCUGGUUUGCUCUUCAAGAGCAGUCAGACUGGGACAGCAAGAUGUCUGUCAGAUCAACAGUGUCUGAAGGUGGUGCACCGCCUGUGUUGUCAACACCAUCAACUCCAGUGGAUUCCCAUGAGGCUUCAUCACAAAGAACGUCAACGAGCAAAAGUAAUUCAAUAACAUUCGAGGAUUCACCAAACCCAUCCCAAGCUCAGAUUCCCUUAGAGCCUGACAAUGGUACACCCACCAGGUUGUCAAAUUCACUAGAGUCUAUUACAUCGUCACAAAGCAUGUCCUCGGGUACAAGUGGCUCUGGAUUAUUCACCGAUUCAUCAAACUCGUCCAAGGAUCAGCAUGCUGUCAAAGACAAGAACAUGGGAAAUACUGAAAAUGAGACACCCACCCAUUCAAGGUUUACUUCAGAAUUUGAUAUCAUUGAUUGUCUUGGAAGAGGAGCCUACGGUUGUGUUUACGCAGCAAGACACAAACUGCUGAACAAGUGUUUUGCUGUAAAGAUUGUCCGCAGUGACGAGAAAGCUCUUCGAGAGGUGGGGACAUUGUCAGACCUUCUCCACUCUAACAUUGUCAGAUACUACACAUUUUGGAUGGAGGAUUCAAGAUACCAAGGUCAUAUUACAGUUGGAAGCUCAGCUGGCAGUUUCAGCUCUUCCCAGUCUAUAGAUGAUCCAUCAGCAAAGUACCUCUAUAUUGAGAUGGAGUUAUGCCAAACAAAAACACUUAAAAAGUGGAUUAAUGAGAAGAACACUCAGUCUCAGCCAGACACAAAGAGAAGACAAGAAAGUCAAACCAUUGCUCAGCAAAUAGUCAAUGGAGUCGAAUAUAUUCACUGCAAGGGGCACAUCCACAGAGACCUAAAGCCUGACAACAUCCUGUUUGGAGUGGAUGGAGUGGUGAAGAUCGGGGACUUUGGUCUGGUCACCAAAGAUGAUGAUGAUGAUGAUGAUGACAUUGCUUUAAUGGAGAGAACAAGACAGAGAGGAACAUACACUUACAUGGCUCCUGAGCAAAUAACGGGGAAGAACUAUGACCGAAAAGUGGACAUAUUUGCUCUGGGGUUGAUAUACUUUGAACUCCUUUGGAAACUCUCUACUGGCCACGAAAGAGUAGUGGUUUGGAAUGAUGCCAGAAGUCUGAAGCUCCCCGAACAGUUUUCAGUGACUUUUGCCGAAGAGAACAAAAUCAUCAGGUUAAUGCUGCGUGAGAAGCCAGAAGACCGUCCUGAAGCAUGUGAACUAAAGGCAGAACUGAAAAAAUGGGCUCAGACACAACAUUUGCAUAAGGAAAGGGCAACAUACUAAUCAUCUGGAGAUCUCUCUGUUGGAUGUCUGUCAUGGGAUAAAAUGACUUGAUUUGUUAUAAAUAUAUGUGGGCAAAUGGUGAAUGGAUUGACUGCACUUCUAUUGAGCUUUAUCUGAACUUUAACUAAAAAAAGGGGCCUUAUUAUGCUCAUGUGCAGGUUUAUGUUUGUAUUUUGUGCCUUUAUUGUGACAUGUUUACAUGCUUGAAUGUUCAAAAAAGUCUUUAUUUUUCUCAAAUUGUCUGUGCUGCAGCACCUCUUUUCACCCUCUGUCUAAAACUAGAGCCCACUCUGCUCUGAUUGGUUAGCUGGCCAGCUCUGCUGUGAUUGGUCAACAGUUUUGAGAUGUCUCGCCCCUUAGCCUAUCACAUAACAUGUAUUGGAGUGCAAGACGUUAAAUUAUGAUGACACUAUGUUACGGAAGUAAACAAAGGAGUCUACUCAAGGCGUUUCAGGCAGGGGGGGAGUGUGUGGGAUAGAAACUCCUUCAGACCAUAUACAUGCAGAUCAACUUAUACAGUAUAAUGCUGCAGGAAAGGGAAAACCCCCCAAAGCAUAAUGGGCCCCCUUAAAAAUAAGAGUAACCUAAUAUUGUGGGUUUUACAGUUAAAUGUGAAAUCCAAUUUUAUCAUGAUUUUAGAAAGUAAUUCUCACGUAUUGACAUUUUUAAAUGUUUUAAGUACUCAGGUGCUGGUUGUUUUCUAUGUCUACAGUUUACAUUUUAUUAAAUGUCGGAGUUAGUCAAACAUAUGUUUUACAGCCUUUGUUUUGUACUGCUUAUGUAAAGUUUCAAAAUAAUAAAAUGGUUAUCUGGGUAAGAAUGGUCAUGCAUCUGAAAUGUACACACACUAUACUGUCGUAGAUAUAUAGAGACUUUUGAAAUACAUAGGCAAACAUUUAAAAUUGAAAUAGAAAAAUGAUAAGGACAAAGCAAGUUAUUAGGCAGCUAAAGGUUUCACACAAUAAAUAUCUGUCACAAAUAUUAUAGAUUAAAUAUUUUUUAAACCUAAAGCGGCCAGCCAAAGGCAACAGCUUUAUCUAUUCAUGAUUAGGUAAAUUAUUUAACAAUAUCAACAACAAUAUAGAUGAAUAAAAAAUAAAAGAAAGUAUACAAUGUUGUCUGCCUGUGUUCUCUGCUUGCUGGCUCUUUGUUUUCAGGUGAUCCAGAUCAUCAUCCAGAUGAGCCACAUCACUGCACAGUGGAGUGUCACUGUUCUUUUGGACACAGCUGCUCUCUGUUGCACAUUUUCACAAAUCCAUACAUGCAUGCAUGACUGAUACCUGGUAUUAGAGGUUUUAUGUUAUUGUGUAAAUAAAUAUGCUUUUUGUUACGAUA
Eleginops maclovinus (Patagonian blennie) is the source of this 3355-nucleotide messenger RNA. Its product is annotated as interferon-induced, double-stranded RNA-activated protein kinase-like. Gene Ontology annotation, biological process: protein phosphorylation. Gene Ontology annotation, molecular function: ATP binding; eukaryotic translation initiation factor 2alpha kinase activity. NCBI's taxonomy places the organism in Eukaryota, Metazoa, Chordata, Actinopteri, Perciformes, Eleginopidae. The coding region runs from base 149 to 2020 and encodes 623 amino acids. The record is from RefSeq and is a predicted model, not a curated record. The transcript has 17 exons. Gene Ontology annotation, cellular component: nucleus; cytoplasm.